Messenger RNA from Parnassius apollo (apollo), 930 nucleotides. NCBI's taxonomy places the organism in Eukaryota, Metazoa, Arthropoda, Insecta, Lepidoptera, Papilionidae. The record is from the annotation of a GenBank genome assembly.
UUGGCAUUUUUAGCAAUUGUACUCAGUAGCUGUAAUGCUGGUAUCCUACAUGACAACAGUCACGGAAGCCUCUCUGUCCCACCACCGCCACCACCACUAAAUGUUCUAAAUCCGCCUAACUCAUUUUCCGCCUCCUCGAGCUUCUCUCCAAGCAGUUUUCCAUCUGGAUCUUUACCUUCAGCUACGUUCUCAGGUCAUGGAUCCAUCGGUGGUGGUUUCUCGUCCGAAUCUUUUGAGGGACAUGGUAUAGGUUUCGGUGCAUCUGGAGAUUCCGGGCCCAUUCUUGGUGCAGCAAGUUUACCUGGUGCUACUGGAGUUAGUGGACCAUUGGGAGGGCCAUUAAGCGGACCUUUGAAUGGACCAGGACCUUUCCUAGGAUCUUUGGUAGGAGGCGAUGCCCCACUUGCAGGUCUUAGGGCGCCCGUCAUCAAUGAAAUCCACGGUCUUGCCAACAGGAACGGAGCCCCAACUCAAUAUCGUGUACGCGAUGAACCCUAUCAAGUUCUGCGUCAAGUUACACACAGAGUACCUCAGCCCGUACCUGUGCCUGUUCCUCAACCUGUUCAAGUGCCAGUCCCGCAACCAUAUCCCGUUCAAGUGCCCGUCGUUAGGAAUGUUCCAGUACCGGUGCUCCAGGUUCAACAUGUGAAGGUGGACAGACCAGUGCCUUACCCAGUAGAAAAAAUCGUCAAAGUACCAGUCGAGAGAGUUGUUCAAGUUCCGGUAGAUCAUCCGGUGCCAGUGGAGAAGAUCGUUGAAGUCCCCGUUGUUAAGCUGGUGAAGGUACCAGUACAUGUGGUGAAAACUUACCCCGUCCCGGUAGUAAAAACAGUCCAUCACAAGGCGCACGUUAGUCACGGACACGGCUAUGCACCCGGAUUUGGACACGGCCAUAGCUACGGCCACGGACACGGCUGGUCGUUGUGGUGA